Condylura cristata (star-nosed mole) is the source of this 7205-nucleotide messenger RNA. It is a transcript of the gene OSBPL6, whose product is annotated as oxysterol binding protein-like 6. The record is from RefSeq and is a predicted model, not a curated record. The coding region runs from base 518 to 3514 and encodes 998 amino acids. NCBI's taxonomy places the organism in Eukaryota, Metazoa, Chordata, Mammalia, Eulipotyphla, Talpidae. Gene Ontology annotation, molecular function: cholesterol binding. Gene Ontology annotation, cellular component: intracellular membrane-bounded organelle; plasma membrane; perinuclear endoplasmic reticulum. The transcript is spliced from 29 exons.
UCCGCGCAGGCGGCGCCCGCGCCCAGGCUCCCGGGCCAGCCCGCGCUCCCGGUCCACCCACCCCGGCCGCCUCCCGUCUCCCGCCGCUGCCGCCGCAGACUCAGCGGCGCCGCUACUUGCCUUGCAGGUGGCAAUUUCUUCUCCAAAAAGAAGUUAAGCAGCUCUUGUUGCUGAAUUGCUUGCAGUUUCUUUAACUGAUGGGAAGGAAAAGAGCCCAAAAGCUUCUGCCACUUGCUGCAAAACAACCAGAGGAGGAAGUCAAGGCGCCACUCCUGCUACUUACCCAGUAAUUCUAACAGUCGACAGAAUUCCUAGGAAAAAAGCUCAGGCCUCUGAGGAAAAAGCACAGCGCACAGCUUUUACCCAAAAGCUGACACGGGAGGACCAUUAGACACCAACUUACAAGACAGACCUGAUUCAUGAAAUGGACCAAAGUUGAAAAAUCAUCUACUUCAUCUAUGAAUUUGAGACACAACUGGGAUGAUCUCAAGCGCAUAAAACUAGACUCACUGCAGCUAUGAGUUCAGACGAGAAAGGCAUAUCCCCUGCCCAUAAAACCUCCACUCCAACCCAUAGAAGUGCCUCCUCUUCAACGUCCUCUCAGAGGGACAGCCGCCAGAGUAUCCACAUACUGGAGAGGACUGCUUCCUCUGGCACUGAGCCCUCUGUGAGUCGACAAUUGCUUGAACCUGAGCCUGUGCCCCUGGCCAAGGAAGCUGACAGCUGGGAAAUUAUAGAAGGGCUGAAAAUAGGCCAAACCAAUGUCCAGAGACCAGACAAACAUGAAGGCUUUAUGUUAAAGAAAAGAAAAUGGCCUUUAAAGGGUUGGCACAAGCGUUUUUUUGUCCUGGAUAAUGGAAUGUUAAAGUACUCAAAGGCACCACUUGAUAUUCAAAAAGGAAAGGUCCAUGGGAGCAUCGAUGUUGGACUCUCUGUUAUGUCAAUAAAAAAGAAAGCUCGGAGAAUAGAUCUUGACACAGAAGAGCACAUCUAUCAUUUGAAGGUGAAAUCCCAGGACUGGUUUGAUGGAUGGGUGUCCAAACUGCGCCAUCACCGAUUGUAUCGGCAGAAUGAAAUUGUGAGAUCCCCACGAGAUGCUAGUUUUCACAUAUUUCCUUCAACCUCCACAGCUGAAUCCUCACCAGCUGCCAAUGUGUCUGUGGUGGAUGGAAAGGUGCAGACGAGCAGCUUCCCAUGGCUGUCCCCGUUACCUAGCAGCAGCAGCAACCUCCCUGCCACCUGUACCACCGGCCAGAGCAAAGUGGCAGCCUGGCUGCAAGACUCAGAAGAAAUGGACAGGUGUGCGGAAGACCUUGCGCACUGCCAGUCAAACCUAGUGGAACUUAGCAAACUCCUGCAAAAUUUGGAAAUACUUCAGAGAACUCAAUCAGCACCUAACUUCACUGAUAUGCAGGCUAACUGUGUAGAUAUUUCAAAGAAAGACAAACGAGUCACAAGACGAUGGAGAACAAAAAGUGUCAGCAAAGAUACAAAAAUACAACUGCAGGAAGGGCCACCCGCGAAGGGCCAGUUCAACACAACUCGGCGCCGGCAGAGGCUAGCGGCAGCAGUGGCUACAACAGUUCCUUUCAGUGCCACCAUGUCACCUGUUCGCUUGCAUUCCUCCAACCCCAACCUUUGUGCGGAUAUUGAAUUUCAGACGCCCCCUAGCCACCUCACUGACCCUCUGGAAAGUUCAACAGAUUAUACAAAGCUUCAAGAAGAAUUUUGUCUAAUUGCCCAGAAAGUGCAUUCUCUUUUGAAGUCUGCAUUUAACAGCAUAGCAAUAGAGAAGGAGAAGCUCAAGCAGAUGGUUUCUGAGCAGGAUCACAGUAAAGGCCACAGUACGCAAAUGGCACGGCUGCGACAGUCGCUGUCUCAGAGUGAAGGAGCAAACAAACCCUGGGAAAGGAGCUGUUCGGCUUUUCAUUGGACCUUUGUCCUCACCAAUAUCUUUUGCUUGAGACUUGUGAUCCAGUUGCUUCAUCUGCUACCGGCCCUCAACCAGAAUGCUGAGCUGAGGAGUCGGUUGAACAGAAUACAUUCAGAAUCUAUUAUUUGUGAUCAGGUUGUCAGUGUCAAUAUUAUUCCUAGUCCUGAUGAGGGUGGUGAACAAAUCCAUGUCAGUCUUCCCCUCUCACAGCAAGUAGCCAAUGAGAGCCGCCUGUCCAUGUCAGAGUCUGUCUCUGAGUUCUUUGAUGCUCAAGAAGUGCUCCUCUCUGCAAGCUCCUCAGAAAAUGAGGCUUCAGAUGACGAGUCUUACAUUAGUGAUGUGAGCGAUAAUAUUUCUGAAGACAACACCAGUGUUGCAGACAACAUUUCUCGGCAAAUCUUGAAUGGGGAGCUUACUGGAGGGGCCUUCCGAAACGGACGUCGAACAUGCCUGCCAGCCCCCUGUCCUGAUACCAGUAACAUCAACCUGUGGAAUAUCUUGAGGAACAACAUUGGUAAAGACCUAUCUAAAGUCUCUAUGCCGGUGGAGCUGAACGAGCCACUCAACACUCUGCAACAUCUCUGUGAGGAAAUCGAAUACAGUGAGCUCCUGGACAAGGCUUCAGAAACUGACGAUCCCUACGAACGCAUGGUUCUUAUUGCUGCAUUUGCAGUUUCAGGAUAUUGCUCUACCUAUUUCAGAGCAGGAAGUAAGCCAUUCAACCCUGUCCUCGGGGAGACUUACGAAUGCAUUAGGGAGGACAAGGGAUUUCGAUUUUUCUCUGAACAGGUUAGCCAUCAUCCACCCAUUUCUGCCUGUCACUGUGAAUCCAAGAAUUUUGUGUUUUGGCAAGAUAUCAGAUGGAAAAACAAGUUCUGGGGAAAGUCGAUGGAAAUCCUGCCUGUUGGAACACUGAAUGUCAUGCUUCCAAGGUAUGGAGAUUGCUAUGUGUGGAAUAAAGUCACCACGUGUAUACACAACAUUCUCAGUGGGAGGAGAUGGAUAGAACAUUAUGGAGAAAUAACCAUUAGAAAUACUAAAAGCAGUGUUUGCAUUUGCAAACUCACAUUCAUCAAGGUGAAUUAUUGGAAUUCUAAUGUGAAUGAAGUCCAGGGCGUCGUGAUAGAUCAGGAGGGGAAGGUGGUGCACCGGCUGUUCGGGAAGUGGCAUGAAGGGCUUUACUGCGGUGUGGCGCCCUCGGCAAAGUGCAUCUGGAGACCAGGUUCCAUGCCAACCAAUUAUGAGCUCUACUACGGCUUCACAAGGUUUGCGAUUGAACUCAAUGAGUUAGAUCCUGUACUAAAAGAUCUCCUUCCGCCAACAGAUGCCCGAUUCCGACCAGAUCAAAGAUUUUUGGAAGAAGGAAAUUUAGAAGCUGCUGCAGCAGAAAAACAAAGAGUAGAAGAACUCCAGAGAUCUCGAAGACGAUACAUGGAAGAAAACAACCUUGAACAUAUACCAAAAUUUUUUAAGAAAGUGAUUGAUGCCAAUCAAAGAGAAGCCUGGGUUUCUAAUGACACCUAUUGGGAGCUGAGAAAGGAGCCUGGGUUUAGCAAAGUAGACAGUCCUGUUCUUUGGUAAAACGAAUGUAGAGCUAGCCAACAUAUCACGCUCUGAAUGAAUAAAUAACUAUGCACAAGUAUGUUUCUUAGAGCUCCGCGUGGUUUCCGGGUCGAUUAAAAACCGAUCAUUUGCUUUUCUAUUCAUCUUUAUAAUGGACUUUCAGAAGUGCAUUAGACAAGGCCCCUGACCACUUUUGGAUCCUUUCUGUUUUGCUGCAACCAUAUUCCUUAAAAAAAAAAAAAAAAAUCCAUAUCCUUCUUCUCGAAAAGCAGAAUAAAGGAGCAGAAUAUAAAACCCAAAGCCUGAAGAGUUUGUAAAGAAAAAUGAACUGUAACUGGUGCUUAAAGCUGAUCCAGAAAGGUGUAAAGCAACGUGACAUAAACCACGUGUCUGGUCCUUUUUCGGGAAGCGCUGUCCCCCACGGUAGGAGCUCCGGAGCCACGGCAGGCGCCAGAGGGGCCCUCCAGAGUGUCUGUUAGAUGUGGUGUGCUUGUGCUGGCCUUGUCAAAAAAGACGUGAUGCUUCUCAGAACCUGUUCCAUCUGUACGCCAUUGUUCAUGCCUUAAGAAAUGCAAAGAUGUACAAUAAAUCAUUUUGUAAAUGUGUAUUCAUAGGUUUAUGUGAAGGACAGGUCUUUUGAAUCCUAGCAUGAUUCACUUUAUAGGAUCAGAGCAAUUGUGAGAUAAUGUCAGUGGAUUAAAAAGGUAAACAACAUGCAUAUUACUUUGAUCAGUUUACUUGGAUGGGUUACUAUCUCGGAUCUCCGAGGCCAGAAGAGGUGCACUAAGUAGAUCACUGCAUUCACAUUGUUCCUCAAGUUCUGUUCCCUCACCACACCCUCUUAUGCCCAAUCUUAGGGUGUACCCGAUCAGUUGGUAAAAUCAGUAUUUGAUUUGAACACUUGGCAUCCAUGUUAGAAUCGUGGAAGGAAGUAACAAAAAGCUUAUGGUAUUUCUGUUUCUGUGUGGGCUUAGGAGUACUGUAUGAACUAUUUUUUUGAGUGAAAUACAGUGUAACUCAAGUCUCUAUUUUCUGCCCAACCCAUAGGCAAUAGUGGAAUUCUACGGGGAACAGAAGCAAGAAUGCUAGUAGCUAAUUUACAUUGUUUGAGUGAGUUCUAUGCAAAGUUAUAUUUUAUAUUUUCAUCAAAUGAUUCAGUAGGAUAUAUGAUCACAAUACAAAGCAUUUGCCUUGCUAUUGACAGACAUAGAAAACUUAAGCUAAGGAAUCUAUCCAUCCCAACAAAAAUGGGGGGGCGGGGGUGGGAGGUAGCAGAAUUAUGUUUUGCAUAUAGUUCAAGAAUUGUGUUUUCCUCCAUUAAUAAACAGAGAUUUUUGUAGGAAACUUGCAUCAGUAUUCCUGAGUUUCUGCACGUAGGUGACUAUAUAAAUGCCUGUAUAUUUUUUGAAAAUCUCUUAGAGAUUUUCCAAAAAAAUUAUAAAAUUACAUAUAUUUUAAUCUUAGUUAGGUUUUUAUUCUUAGAUUCUUACCAUUAGGUUUUAAAUGUUAUUUUGAACUCUGAGAGGUAGGUCAUUACAUUCUACAUUUUGUUAUGCAAUGUUGAUUUUGGUGUUACUUCUCAGUAAAGCAUUCCUUAUUGGGGCUAAAUCACUGUCAAACCAAAACUUCUGGGAGCUAAGGAAACUCCUUAGUGUCCACUAGGUGGAGCAGUGUUGUAGUCAGCCUCAAAUGCCACCUUCCUUUUAUCUGAGUCUGUGGAUUAUAUGUGCAGUACCAUUGGUUAAGAAUGAAAUUUCAUUCUCAAGUAAAUUGCCUACUGCAUCGCUAGACUCUAGCAUUCCACCUUACAGGCAUCCUCCCAGACUUCUCAAUGCCUUCGCUUCACUCCAAUCUGUAGGUGACUUAUUCCACAAUAAUUUUUUUCCUUUAUAAGUUCACUUUCUGCGCAUUCAUCUUGACAACCUUUUAUCUGCAUACUGAGAUACAUGCCUUUGAUUUUAAUUAGAAUCUAUCUAAUUCUAUCACCAUCAUCAUAGGAGUCUUUUCCUGAGACGGUAAAGCUUUAAACACUAUUUUAGGUGGCCUGUCUCUGUACUUACUAGCAUUUCUCUGAACAGUCUCAAGAUACAUAGCCUAAAGAUUAGGAUCCUGCCAGCUAUUGUUACGGCAUGUACAAAAGUGAGAAGGUAAGACAUUAGGUAGGGUAGCCGGCAGCUGAAGACGCAGGUCCAUCAGGGAAGUAACUACUACACCUAGUAGUAGAGAUGAUUAGCUGGUAGGUUAAAAGAUGAGCUUAUAGAGAUGCCCUUGACUAAGUGGUAAGCUCAAGCUGUAUGAAUGAACUAAGUGCAAGUUUAUCAGCAGUGACCUGAAACGCUAGUUAGGAUUUCAAGAUGAGAAUGAGAAGAAUAUCAAAUUUAUUUAAAUCAUCAAUAUAUUUUAUGAUUUCCCAAUUUAGAAUCUCUUUUGAGCUUUAGAUACCCUGAUUAGAUUUCCAGCUCAAGUGAUCAGUUAGGUUUUAGCUAAUACUCUUAACCAUAGCUAACUCACAAAACUCCAUCAAAGGCUCCUCAGUUACUUUAUAUUUUAUGGUGGUUAUGGAAUUGUGAGACUUCUUUUGUUUGGAAUUUUCAUCUACCCAAUGUUGGAGCUUUUGGGACUAGCUUUAAACAGCAAAGGAAUAGAAUAAAAAUUAGAUCACUCUUGAAAAAUCAGAUUGAUUUCUUAGAAUUUUGUAUAAACUUUUUCAUUUCAUGGGAAUUUUUCUCAUUUUUUUCUCCUGAAAUGACCUAGGGUAGAGGAGGACUUAUGUCUUUCUACCUCCCAAUGCUUAUUGCUAAGCUCCUUCAUCUUUUGGCAUUGCUGCUAAAGACAGCAAAAAUAAGUGAAAUUGAUCCUGUAGACAUGACUAGACUGAACAGGUCGAUGGCAUGUGCCAAACACAUGGGAGCCAAUCAGAAACUAAUUAUUUUGAUUGCAUAUGCUGUCAUGUAGGGUCUAAAUUUUCUCUCCAAUUUUGUUAUUAUUUUACUUUUUUUUUAUUAAGUCACUAUUUUCAUGGAUUCCUCUAAAAUGCCCCAUAAUUUCCAGGCAAUUAUAAAAAUUGAGAUACUUUUUAAUACUACAUGUCAGUCUUAUGUUACAUAAAAAAAUACAAAAUGAAUUUUCUGGGUUAGAGAAACCAAGGGAUUAUCAAAACAAGGGAUGCCAGAUUGGCUGUUUUCCAAGCCCUUCGCUCCUCUUGAUUAUUCUGGCCUUAUGCCUUUCAGCGAUUCCACUAAUAAUCCUUAGCUCCUACCCCAGGGAGCAGUGGGGGGCAGAGCUAAAGAGGAAACUGAUAAAACUGUUUUGCUUAGUUCUGGUUACAGCUGUGAAUGGAGAUGAGUUAUAAUCAUAAUCUAAUGUACAUUUCUGUUACUACCUUGUGGAUUUUAAUUGUCCAUCUUGUCUAAUCUUGUUCCUUGUCAUCCUAGAUAAUGAAGUGUUUGUGGGAGCAGAGCUCCUCACAUACCAGGGGUGUAAUAAAUGUUUGCACUUGGCUUGAGUUGGUAUAUUAUGAAUGUGGCAUAGUAAAUGAAGUUUGUGUACAAAGUAUUAGUUUAUUUCUAUGGGAGCCAUUAUCUUCAGAUAUAUAAAAUGUAUCUAAUUAAACAAUUAUGAAUCUAUUUUGUGCUCUAGAAAUGUUAUUUUGGGGGGGAAAUGAAAAAAUUUCAUUGGAGCUAAAAUUAAAACAUUUGAGUUUGGUUUU